AUGAGCGAUACACAACAACAAGGGUCACAACAAAUACCCCAACAACAGCAACCUCAACAACAGGAUGAUGAUGAUGAUAUUAUACCAUCACAACUUAAUCAUAUAGAUGAUGAUGCUACACCACUUAAGAUACUGGUCAUUGGUGAAGCUGCUUGCGGAAAGACCAGCAUCAUUAACAAAUACGUACUAAACAAGUUCCUUCCCAAGUACAAAGUUACUAUGGGAUUGGACUUCUUCUCAAAGACUAUAAAUGUUGAUGAUACCAAGGUGUGUCUAUCACUUUGGGAUGUUGCAGGACAAGAGCGAUUCCAUCAUAUGAUUAGAUCAUACUUUAAGAAUGCUAAUGGAGCGAUCAUUGUAUUCGAUUCAACGCGUAUCUUACCAACAUUGAACUCUGCGUCAAAGUGGAAGUUGGAGUUGGACUGUUGCUUCCCUGAGGAGAAGUCGAUCCCAUGUAUAUUGUUAGCGAAUAAGAGCGACUUGUUUAAUAAGAGCAACGAGGAGGUGUUGGCACAGCAAUGCGAGGAGUUCUGUCAGGAGAACUCGAUCAACAAAUGGUUCUUGACAUCGGCCAAGGAGGGCACGGGUCUGGAAGAGUCCAUCGAGUAUCUGACGCGUUUGAUAUUGGACUCUAGCAAGAAUGGCACGGCGCCACCACCGACACCCACCGACAAGAACACCAUCAAGUUGUCUGCGUUAUGGUUCCGUCCUUCCAUUGUCUGGCUGGCGUCCAUAACCCGAUCAACCCCUUGGGACCCAAGGUGCACUGCGCGUUUAUAUACACGACCCUACUACCUACUAUGGUUCGUGUAUUUACCAAGUGAUUGUGAUUGCUGGCUGGCUUGCCACAUUGUUGCACGACCACCAUGUGUCGUGUUUAGACAGCAGCCGUCAGUUGGCAUCACA
Acytostelium subglobosum LB1 is the source of this 906-nucleotide messenger RNA. RefSeq lists its product as hypothetical. NCBI's taxonomy places the organism in Eukaryota, Evosea, Eumycetozoa, Acytosteliales, Acytosteliaceae. Gene Ontology annotation, cellular component: lysosome; late endosome; phagocytic vesicle. The annotation marks the transcript as partial. Gene Ontology annotation, biological process: phagosome-lysosome fusion; endosome to lysosome transport. The record is from RefSeq and is a predicted model, not a curated record. Gene Ontology annotation, molecular function: GTP binding; GTPase activity. The transcript is spliced from 4 exons.